CAUUGUAUUACACGCUUUCGGAUAGACGAAUCACGUGUAACAAAGUGUAAUUUAUAUAUUGUUAUGGAUGAUAUUGCUUGUCCACGUUGCAAGACUACUAAGUAUCGUAAUCCUUCUUUGAAACUUCUAGUGAAUAUUUGCGGUCAUGGUUUAUGUGAAAAUUGUGUUGAAUUGCUAUUUGUCAAAGGUUCGGGAUCGUGUCCACAAUGCGAAGUGCCACUUCGCAGGAAUCAGUUCAGAUUACAGAUAUUCGAGGAUGCUUCCGUCGAAAAAGAAUUGGAUAUAAGAAAACGAAUAUUGAAAGAUUUCAAUAAAAAGGAGGAAGACUUCUCUAACUUGAGAGAAUAUAAUGACUAUCUAGAAGAAGUUGAAACUAUCAUAUUUAAUCUGUCUAACAACAUAAAUAUAGAAGCUACAAAAAGAAAGAUAGAACAAUAUAAAAAAGAAAACAAAAAUAUCAUAAUGAAAAGAAAGAAUAAGUUAAGCAAAGACGAAGAAGAAAUAGACGAGUACCUAGAAUUGGAAAGCAACGAGAAAGAGUGGCGUCGGCAGCAGUUAUCGGAAGAAGAGAGGGAAAUUAAGAGGUCGAGACUGAUGAAGAAGGAAGCUCUGAUUGACGACUUGAUGUUUUCCGAUCUGCCCGCGGGUCAGAUUUUGGCCAGUCACGGCUCUCUGUCGGAAACGGAGAAUGCAUCUGGAGUUAAUAGAUCAAAACCUCCGCCUCGAGAACACGUUAAGUUUUCUUCCGGAAUUAAAAUGAAUCAGAAUUUAUUUCUUCCCCUUCCUAAAGCUAACGAAAACAUUUACACUUAUGUGGAACCUACUUUAAGUUUGCAUGGUCCGGGCGCUCCGGAUUUCAAAAGUAUUGAAAAAGAUAAUUAUUUAUUAAAUAUUCGUGCUACCUCGGAUAGAGAUAGGGCAGGUGGAUUCGUGUCUCAUUAUGCGUGUCGGCGAGCUCUACAAGAAUCUUUCUGCGGUUUGUUUUUGACUUCAGAUAUGUUCCUAAAGUGAAACUUUGAUAACUACAAAGAGUAUAUAUGUAUAUAGUUAUAAAUAUAUUUCAAUAAAUUUUAAUUUAAUAAAAAAAAUUAUGUUGAAUUUAUUGUUUAAAAGGCUGUUUAAAUGACAAUUACAUGUUAUUAACUGAUAGUUAGCUAAGCUAGUUAAAGUUGCCUAGUUUUAAGUUGUGUCAUAUGUUUAAAUUUUGAUAAAUAAGUAGAGUAAAAAUUAAAAAAAUAGUAAAAAUUAGUAUUGAUGAAUUUCAUGAAAGCACUGAAUGAAGGAGUAAUAAUUUGUGAUUGCACUGAAAUAAUUUAUUACAAGAAAUCAUUUAUCACAAUGUGCACAAAUGCUAAUCUUUUUGUAUGAUAUAAAAAUUUGAAUAUUAAA
Molecule: messenger RNA, 1389 nt
Organism: Centruroides sculpturatus (bark scorpion)
Lineage: Eukaryota; Metazoa; Arthropoda; Arachnida; Scorpiones; Buthidae
Product: CDK-activating kinase assembly factor MAT1-like
Exons: 1
Coding region: 64-1011 (315 amino acids)
Biological process (GO): nucleotide-excision repair; positive regulation of cyclin-dependent protein serine/threonine kinase activity; regulation of transcription by RNA polymerase II
Cellular component (GO): transcription factor TFIIH holo complex
Molecular function (GO): cyclin-dependent protein serine/threonine kinase activator activity
Source: RefSeq, a predicted model, not a curated record